Molecule: messenger RNA, 1662 nt
Organism: Branchiostoma belcheri (Belcher's lancelet)
Lineage: Eukaryota; Metazoa; Chordata; Leptocardii; Amphioxiformes; Branchiostomatidae
Product: KAT8 regulatory NSL complex subunit 2-like
Exons: 10
Coding region: 216-1631 (471 amino acids)
Cellular component (GO): NSL complex
Source: RefSeq, a predicted model, not a curated record
CUAAAUUGGCAUUAUAUUUUGUUUCAUGACAUUAUUUUUAAUCCACCCCUUUCCUACCAUGUUGUGAUGCGGUGCAAUGGUUGUAGAAUAAUGGCGACAGAGCUCAAAGGAAGAAAGACCUUGUAUCUGCCCGGCUUCUAGUUGGAUUUAUAGGGACAAACGACGGUUACUGAAAGUCUUACUAGUUUCUCUUGUGAAGCUUUGGGACAGCAAGUAUGUUGAAGCACAGAACAGGCACCUUUACUAGGGUGAAGGCAACCCUACAACAGGAACAAUUCUGUAACUACAUCCACCGUAGCUGCCUGCAGCCUCGAGCAGAGGGUUCAGAGUACUGCAUCAGACACGUGUUGGAGGACAAGGCAGGGCCAUAUCGUCAGUGUAACUACGUUUCAGGGAAGUCUGGAAAACGGUGCUCCAACGCAGCGCCCAAAGCAGGCAACAGGGACGGUUACUGCAGCGAGCAUGCUGCUCGGGCGGCCAUGUGGCGUCAGCGGGCUAACCGAAGAAAGCGACCAGUAGACAACUCAGGCCCCUUGUUGGAGCACCUCCUUCACUACAGCCCCGAGCUGGAGAAAAGUCUGGGCAGGGCCUUACCACAGGCUAAUGUCAUCUCCUCAUCCAACCAACCAAGCAGGGUAUUAGAUUAUGACUACUCCAGUGAGAGUGACCAGGAGCCCAUCCAGGUAGACCAGGCCUGGAGGGGGGAUGGAGACAGUGAUGCAGAGAGCAUAGACAGUGAACAGGAGGACCCUCUGAAGCAUGCAGGGGUAUACACAGCAGAGGAGGUUGCCCUCAUCACCCGAGAGAAACUCAUCAGGUUGCAGUCCCUGUACAUCGACCAGUUCAAGAGGUUGCAGCACCUGCUGAAGGAAAAGAGACGCAAGUACCUCACCGCCAAGAAAAUGGAGCAGGACAUUCUCGGCUCUGUCAUUCCUUCCACGGACGAAGAUUUGGAUAGUUCUGACAAGGAGAAGCUACGCACUCUCCACGCCACCAAACGGUAUCGUAAACGCCACGGCGCCGAGGCCCUUCUCCAGAGCAGAUCCAACGAGAGGAGAAUCGCUGCGUCAGAGAGCCAUCUUGUCACCAAACCUACCCCUCCCCCGCGGUGCAACAUCAUCAUAGACGGGGAGAGAUGCAGUCACAACGUGGUGCCCAUGUCCAGAUUCUGUCUCCAACACAUCCUCCACGACCCUCACCAGGUGCUGUUCCAGCACUGCUCCCACUCCACAGGAGGGAUCGAGAUCUGUGACAAGCCGGUUGCCAUGGGAAUGGACCGUACCACCUGUGUUCUACACUCACCCCUCCCUCCGCAAAGGUUCAAAAUUCCAGAGAAAGAGGAAGAAAUGAUAGUGGAGGAGGUGAAGCCAGAUGUUAUGCAAAUCGACGUGGAAGAAGAUGACAACAAGCCAGUGGAGGUCACCGCUGUAGAGGGCAAGGGUCAAACUCAGAACCUGCCAGAAACUGCUAAAGGUGGUGCAGAGAGGGCCAAGGAAGAAUCCUUGGGGAACCAGGAAACAACAGGCCUGGCAGAUGAAACACCAGCUACCUCAGACCAACCUACCACUCAGGCUUCUCAACCAGAUUCCAUGGAGACAAAUGGCGAAACGUCCAACGUAGCAUCAUCGUAAAUAUGGAGAAAAUUAUGGCAAAUUCAGAAUU